Molecule: messenger RNA, 882 nt
Organism: Colletotrichum siamense
Lineage: Eukaryota; Fungi; Ascomycota; Sordariomycetes; Glomerellales; Glomerellaceae
Exons: 4
Coding region: 1-882 (293 amino acids)
Source: RefSeq, a predicted model, not a curated record
AUGACCCCGGAGGAGGAUUCGGCCCUCAGAGCCGAGAGUCGAGCGGAUGAGGUCUAUGCAAUACAUCUGACGUUCUUCCUUUUGUCAAUUAUCUCCGUGUUGGCGAGAUUAGCUGCGGCAAGGGUGUCGGGAAGGAGGUUUACGUGGGAUGAUUGGCUGGCUAUAGCAAGCCUGGUAUUCAUCGCUGGUGUGUUCACCGGGACGAUGCUUUGGCUACGGUUCGGUCUCGGCAGACACGAAGUCGUGGUCCAGGAGGAGGAUCCGAUGAACAUUGUCUACUUCUACCAAACAAUAUUCGCCAACGAGAUCUUGUAUCCGUUUGGACUGGCGACUGCGAGGCUAUCUCUCGUGGUAUUAUACCAUCGAAUAUUUGGGCUCUUUAACGCGCGAUACUACUUAUACGGCUUGAUGGCCUUCAUCAUGGCUUGGGCAAUCUACGCUACACUACCGCUGAUUCUGGCCUGCAAUCCCGUCUCGAAUUUCUGGACAAACCACAAAAACUGCAUCGAUAUUUCGAAACUCUACAUCAGCAUAGCGGUCGGCAGUAUCAUCACCGAUUUCAUUCUUAUCAUUCUUCCGAUGCCUUAUGCGGCACAAUUGCGGAUGUCGUGGUACAAGAAGAUGCUUUUAUUGAUGUCCUUUGUGUUUGGCGGCUUAGAACGUUCCGGGCAAAAGUCCGACAAGAAUGUCAAGGACUCUGACCCAAGUACGGAAGGGACUCUCACGGUGCAAAUGGCCGAGGCCCACGAACUUGACGACCAGCUGAGAAAACCACGUCCCGCCCACCGCACACUGGAGGAGCAAUUUAAAGACUUUGACUUUGGCACAACGACUUUGAAUGAUCUACGAAGAUACGGCAGAGCGUCGGACUUUGAUGACUAG